This is a messenger RNA of Botrytis fragariae, 1496 nucleotides long. RefSeq lists its product as uncharacterized. Bases 1 to 1380 code for a protein of 459 amino acids. The transcript is spliced from 8 exons. NCBI's taxonomy places the organism in Eukaryota, Fungi, Ascomycota, Leotiomycetes, Helotiales, Sclerotiniaceae. The record is from RefSeq and is a predicted model, not a curated record.
AUGGCGGAAAUAGUGUCAAUUGAGGCAGAGAUUAUUAGACCACAAACACCUGAAGACCGUUCGAAUUAUACAGAUUCCAGAAAUCCUGCGGGUCCACUUGCCUUAUUCAAUGUAGAAGAUACCACUUGGUUGAAGAUUUCGAGGAAAGGUGACUUUGAAUUCAAGAUCUUUGCAAGAAAACAAGAAAAUGGAAAAUUUGUGUAUCAGGUCAAGGAUCCAAAGACUGGGGCUUUGUAUAAGGAAGAUGCCAUAAUUCAGCUCAUUAAUUCAGCAAGAGUCGAAAAUAUGACUUUAAACACGUUGCCAUUGUUCAAUUUCCCGUGUACUUCACCUACCACUUCCACUAAAUUUUCUGAAGGAAGCACUUUUGCGACAAAUUCAUCUACUCCUACAACCAAAACGCUUUCUCAAUAUCGAGAAAAGCUCACUCAAUGGCAUCCUUGGAGAAUGUCGAAAUCUAUUAGUGAUGACAACCUACGAGAGCCGCAUGUGAGAACUCUGUCUGAACAUCAAAAAAGCUACCGAUCUCUAAGUACAUUUCUCGACAGCGAUGAGAACUUCAAGAUCUAUCGACGUUUCGGAUAUCUACAUUCGCGUUUACUUCUCCAUAGACAGGACGAAAUUCGUCGACUCGAAAUGGAACUCGAUGAACUAGACGAUCUUGAUGAAGCAGAGAACGCACCCGAUAAGAGACGCGCACGAUCUAGAAACGCAGAUAUAGCAGCCGAGAAAAAGGAACUUGCUGAAGAUCCAACAAUUCGGACAAGGACUAUAGUCUUGGCCGAGAUAGAAGGAAAGUUAGCGGCUUAUGACGAGCUACUACUCCGGUCUCAGCAUGUGAAUGCCAUGAACCGUCCUGCUGAUAGUGAUUAUCGAAGCGUUGAGCGAUAUAUUUUUGACAAGAGACCUCUCGUCGAUGAGGAGCAAGCAUUUAUAUAUGAGAAAAAUGAUCUCAUCACUUUGCGUGAGGGGAGAGAAGGGGCAUAUCUCGAUACCAUGACUGAAAGGUUCCUCCAAAUCUUUCAUUGUGCAUUCUUACAAUCAAUUUUUUGCACCUCAGAAGACCGACAAAAGACAACAGAUCCAAAUCUCCACUUCUACAGUAAAUCUCGAAAAGACACAUUCGUAACCAGUCUUCUCGUUCUGGUCUUACUCCUACUUCUGAUUCUCCCAGUAUUUCUUCUAUAUCGCCUCACCGAGCACCAUAACUUGAAUAUCACGUAUACAGUUAGUAUUGGUGUGCUACUUGUUUUCACACUUUUGUUUUCCGCUGUUUUGUCACUCUUUACACAGGCCAAAAGGCAUGAGAUCUUUGGUGCUGCUGCUGGAUAUUGUGCUGUAUUGGUAGUAUUUAUUAGUAAUAUUCCGAACGCUAAUUGAUAAUCGGGCUUUCGUCCACGCAAAGUCACUUGACUGUAUUAUUACUUUUUGUGAAAGAAAAUGGGAAAAGCAUUGAUCAUCACUGGAGGAUGUCGAGAAAUUUACGGUCGACUUAU